UAACAUUUGAUUUAUGUCUGCAGAGUUACAGAAAAUCACAGCUGAUAUGUUUGGGAUGGAGGCUGCCCUGUUCGUGCCCUCUGGAACCAUGGGAAAUCUCAUCGCAGUGAUGGUGCACUGCAGGGAGCGAGGUGACGAGAUGAUUGUGGGCGAUCUGUGCCACAUCCACGUCUAUGAGCAGGGAAAUAGUGCACAGCUGGCUGGUGUCCACUCCACCACGGUGACCACCCUCCCUGAUGGGACGUUUAACUUGGACCAGCUGGAGUCAAAGAUCCGUCACGGUUAUCCAGACCCCCACUACCCUCGAUCACGCCUCAUAUGUUUGGAGAACACACACAAUAUUCAGGGAGGACGAGUGCUGCCUCUGUCCUUCCUGCAGGAGGUUCGUGCUUUAGCAGAUGAAUAUGGUCUGUCAGUUCACAUGGAUGGAGCCAGAGUGAUGAACGCUGCUGUGGCCCAAGAUGUUCCUCCAUCCACCAUCCUGCAGCACACACACACCGUCAGCGCAUGUCUCUCCAAGGGUUUAGGUGCUCCUGUGGGUAGCAUGCUGGCUGGACCUCAGGACUUUAUAUCUAAAGCGAUACGGUGCCGUAAAGCCCUGGGUGGAGCAACACGACAGGCUGGGAUACUAGCAGCAGCUGGAAAAGUGUCUUUACAGGACAUGGUGGGAAGACUGGUGGAGGAUCACCACAAUGCAAGAACCUUUGCUCAAGCUCUGCUCGACUGUCCGUCUCCUCUGUUCGCUGUGGACAUGGCUGCUGUGGAGACAAACAUCCUGCGUUUCCGUCUGCAGGAUCCCAGUUUGAGUCCCCAGGAGUUCUGUGGCCGCAUGGCUCAGGUUGGAGAGGGAGAGGAGGCUGCACUGGGGCAGGGGAUACAGGUUCUCAUGUAUCCUCAUUUUGAAAACUCCAUCAGGGCCGUGUGGCAUCUUGGGAUAUCACCUGAAGACACCCAGCUCGCCAUCCAGAAAAUGCAAUUUGUGGCCUCUCAGCACUUUAAAGAAAAAGUCAGAGCCCAAUGAACCUGAUACAUCCAAUGAUGUGUAGU
Messenger RNA from Amphiprion ocellaris (clown anemonefish), 1047 nucleotides. It is a transcript of the gene tha1, whose product is annotated as threonine aldolase 1. Gene Ontology annotation, molecular function: L-allo-threonine aldolase activity. Gene Ontology annotation, cellular component: cytosol. The coding region runs from base 14 to 1021 and encodes 335 amino acids. The transcript has 6 exons. The record is from RefSeq and is a predicted model, not a curated record. Gene Ontology annotation, biological process: L-threonine catabolic process; glycine biosynthetic process. NCBI's taxonomy places the organism in Eukaryota, Metazoa, Chordata, Actinopteri, Pomacentridae.